This is a messenger RNA of Hirundo rustica (Barn swallow), 708 nucleotides long. Its product is annotated as zinc finger protein 483-like. The record is from RefSeq and is a predicted model, not a curated record. NCBI's taxonomy places the organism in Eukaryota, Metazoa, Chordata, Aves, Passeriformes, Hirundinidae. The coding region runs from base 1 to 708 and encodes 235 amino acids. The transcript is spliced from 2 exons.
AUGGCGGCCGCGGUCCCGGUGGCGGCCCCGGCCCCGGUCGUGGCGCCGGUGACGACGACUCUCCAAACACAGCACGUCCCCUCCGCACGGCACCGCCGCCCAACUGACGACCGAGGGGGGGACGUGAGCCUGCGCCGGAGGAAGAGGGGGGACUGCGCCUGCGCAGAACGGCAAAGGGAGGAGCCACCGCCGGCCCCACAGAAAUGUGCCGAGUGCGAGAAGAGCCUCAACCACCAGACAGACCCGCAGCGCUUCAAGCACAAGGGCACACAGACCCCACAGGCUGACGCCGACCCCGCACCGCAGCCACACUGCUACGAGCAGUGUGAGAAGUACUUCAGCUGCAGCUCGAGCCUGCUCAAGCACCGAGAUGUGCACGGCACCGGCGGCUGCACUGUGGCGAGAAGCUGUACCAGUGUGGGCUCUGUGGGAUGGGCUUCUCCUGAGUUCCCACUACGACCGGCACCGGCUCACACACGCUGGGGAGAAGCCUUUCUCCUGUGCCCACUGCGGGAAACGCUUCAGCCGCAGCUCCCACCGCAACGGCACCAACGCGCCCACGCCCAGCGCGGCCCUGAGAAGUGCCGCUUGUGCCCCAAUUGUGGCAAAGCCUUUGGCCUCGGCACGGCCCUGGCAGCCCAUCAGUGCCUGCAUAGCGCAGGCACCUGCAGCCCUGUCCCUGCUGCCACCUGCGUGGUGGGAGGGUGA